AUUAAUUAUCGCAAGGGUUAUUUAUUAAAAAUACGUAAUAUCAGUGUAAUUAAUUAGUAAAACAAGUUAUGUAAAUAAUUAAAGUAACACAGUACAAAGUCAGGCACCGCACUCAGUGCAUGCAAACAGUAAAAGAUUAAAAGUAGAACAACCUUUGGAGGUUAGGUAAAAUUUCUCAAAAUUAGUUAUAGAAUCUUGAACGUUUGCAAAAUGACGACAUCUCGCCAAAUUUUAACAUUAUAUAAAUCGUUAUUACGUGAAGCGACGAGAAUGCCCGCAUAUAAUUUCAGAACUUACGCUUUAAGGAAAAUCCGGGAUAGUUUUCAUGGAAAUAAAGGUAUAAAUCAACCGGAAAUUGUUAAUAGGUUGUUUAAGGAAGGUAAAGAUAGUUUAGAAAUGUUAAAAAGACAGGUUAUUAUAGCUAAACUAUAUGAUGUUGAAAAAUUAGUUAUUGAAGAAAAACAGAUUUAAUUAUGUAUAGAAUAUAUUUUAAAGUGUAAUCAGUUAGGGCUUUAUUAUAAUUUAUUCGAUUUUAAAUUUUGGUGUUAAUUAAAAUAAUAGUGAUAUGAUUUUGAAAGUAUCAUUAAAGAUGGUAAACAUUGUUUACAAGUGUCUGAAAAUACAA
Molecule: messenger RNA, 625 nt
Organism: Onthophagus taurus
Lineage: Eukaryota; Metazoa; Arthropoda; Insecta; Coleoptera; Scarabaeidae
Gene: bcn92
Product: LYR motif-containing protein bcn92
Biological process (GO): iron-sulfur cluster assembly
Cellular component (GO): L-cysteine desulfurase complex; mitochondrion
Source: RefSeq, a predicted model, not a curated record